UACAACAAAGGGUGCCAAUGCAGAGCUGACUAUUUACAGCAUUAAAAAAUAAAUAGAGUUAUUAAAAACAUUCCAAUAAUAUGACGGACGCGGAGGAAGCACAAGUGGCCGCUUCGACCUCCACCACCUCCACAACACCCACCGACAAGGAUGCAGCCAAAAUUUGCAUUCUGCUUAAUGCCACUGGUAAUGUGCCGAUUAUAAAGAAACGUACGUGGACCGUGGAUCCCAACAAGACAGUCAGUUGGAUUCAGAAAUUUAUACAUAAAUUCCUGAAGCUGGACGCCAGUGAACAGAUUUUUCUAUAUGUAAAUCAAACGUUUGCACCCGCGCCGGAUCAGAUCAUCAAGAACUUGUACGAAUGCCACGGCACAAAUGGCAAAUUAGUUCUAUAUUACUGCAAGAAUCAGGCGUGGGGCUAAAUCGACACGCGCCAUGCUACUACAUAUUAUUUAUUUAUCUACGUUAAAAUUUAUGUUAUUUAAUUGUAUGAGUUGACGCUGUAAACCCUAUAUUUUCACAUUUUAUUUCCUCAACUCGAGGUCUUAAUUACGUCUAUUAAAGGACCAAAUUUGAAAACAAA
This is a messenger RNA of Drosophila novamexicana, 583 nucleotides long. RefSeq names its product autophagy protein 12-like (gene Atg12). The transcript has 3 exons. Bases 81 to 422 code for a protein of 113 amino acids. Gene Ontology annotation, biological process: nucleophagy; autophagosome assembly; autophagy of mitochondrion. Gene Ontology annotation, cellular component: cytoplasm; phagophore assembly site membrane; Atg12-Atg5-Atg16 complex. The record is from RefSeq and is a predicted model, not a curated record. Lineage: Eukaryota; Metazoa; Arthropoda; Insecta; Diptera; Drosophilidae.